Neoarius graeffei (lesser salmon catfish) is the source of this 957-nucleotide messenger RNA. RefSeq names its product G protein-coupled receptor 185 a (gene gpr185a). Bases 1 to 957 code for a protein of 318 amino acids. NCBI's taxonomy places the organism in Eukaryota, Metazoa, Chordata, Actinopteri, Siluriformes, Ariidae. The record is from RefSeq and is a predicted model, not a curated record. Gene Ontology annotation, biological process: G protein-coupled receptor signaling pathway. The transcript has a single exon. Gene Ontology annotation, cellular component: membrane. Gene Ontology annotation, molecular function: G protein-coupled receptor activity.
AUGAGUAACACGCACCCCAACACCUCUACUUUAAUCCCGGAUGUGCAGGAGGUGAGGAACGUGAGUGUGGAGCUGCUGUCCCUCAAUCCCUGGGAUGUGGUGCUGUGUGUGACGGGCACGCUGGUGUGUUGUGAAAACGCCUUGGUGCUCGCUCUGAUCGCCCACACUCCCUCUCUGCGAGCGCCAACAUUUGUGCUGGUGGCCAGCUUGGCAUCUUCUGAUCUGCUGGCUGGUUUGAGUUUGAUCCUGAAUUUCAUCGUCAUCUACAUGAUGGACACUGACUUUGUGACAUUGCUAUCAGCAGGCCUGCUCAUCACCGCCUUCUCAGCCUCGGUGCUGAAUGUCCUGGCCAUCACAGUGGACCGCUACCUGUCACUGUACAGCGCUCUUACGUACCACACAGAGCGCGCCGUCACCUUCACCUACGUGGUGAUGAUGCUCGUGUGGUCUACCAGUGCUGCACUUGGUGCGCUGCCUGUGCUCGGUUGGAACUGUCUGCGUGACGAAACCAUGUGCAGCAUCUGUCGGCCGGUGCACAAGAGCAACGCGGCCGCACUCGCCGUCUCCUUCCUUCUCGUCUUCGCCCUCAUUCUGCAGCUGUACCUCCAGAUCUGCAAGAUUGCCGUGCGUCAUGCACAGCAGAUUGCCGUGCAGCGCCACUUCAGGGCCACCUCGCAUGCCACUUCUGCAGCCAAAGGUGUCUCCACACUGUCAGGUAUUUUGGGCACGUUUGCACUCUGCUGGGUUCCACUUGCCAUGUACUCACUGGUGGCAGAUACAUACUAUCCAGCAACUUACACGUAUGCCACGGCUCUUCCGGCUAUCUGCAGCUCCAUCAUAAACCCCAUCAUCUACGCCUUCAGAAACCCGGACAUCCAGAGGUCACUGAGGCUCCUUUGUUGUGGAUGUAUGCCCUAUGGCUUUACAAUGCGACCACGGACACCUAGUGAUGUGUAA